ACGAACGCAGGCGCAGCGUAGGAUGCUCAGUCGAGAGUAGACUCCGCAGCACGCGACGCGCGCGCACAAAUUAUACCUUAAUUUGCAAUGAGAAAAUACGGAAACAUGUCACCAAAAGUAACUUAUGACGACGACUCGUCACAUGUUUUAAGAGCUAAAAUAAUUACAAUGGUGAGCCUGUUCACUAUUUCUAUGGUGGUCGGGUGUUUACCCUUACUUUUAUCCUUGAAAUUUGAUUGGUUCACCAAAUCCGACGGGUCAAUGCGGUCUACAAACCGUUUCGUGAUGGGACUCCUUGCUUUCGGUGGCGGUGUCCUUUUCGCUACUACAUUCAUGCAUUUGCUCCCCGAAGUCGAUGAAAAUAUCAAGAUAUUAGAAGAGAACGGCCAGCUCUCUGAGUUUCCAAUCUACUUAGCCGGCCUGAUUAUGUGUUCAGGUUUCUUCAUGAUGUAUUUAAUAGAAGAAGGCGUCCACGUCUACAUCAAUCGCAGAGAGAAUAAGACAGCCAAUACUAGUUUUACAAGAGUGUUGAGUAUACGGAGAAAUAGUGAAGACGGUGGCUCAAGAGACGAACCUAUUAAAGAAGUAGAGGCCGCAAGAAAUCAUGGUCAUGGUCAUUUAAACAUUGCUACAUCGAAUGAUACUAUUGUGGCUACUCUAAGAGGUCUAUUGAUCGUGUUAGCUUUAUCAAUACACGAGUUAUUCGAAGGGCUUGCUGUGGGGUUGGAGUCUUCAGCUGGCAAUGUUUGGUACAUGUUCGGCGCAGUGUCAGCGCACAAGUACAUAAUCGCGUUCUGCAUUGGCGUAGAACUGCUGACAGCGAACACGAAGCGCUGGCUGUCGAUAGUUUACAUCUUUACCUUUUCCUUCAUGUCCGCAUUGGGUAUUGGCGUUGGCAUUUUACUGGUCGGUGGCGCGGGUGCCGCCUCUGGACUCUUCUCCGUUAUUUUACAGGGUUUAGCGAGCGGUACGCUAGUGUACGUAGUAUUCUACGAGGUGUGGCGUCAGGACCGCACCGGCUUCUUGCAGUUUUUCUGCUCAUUCCUUGGCUUCGCGCUCAUGGUUGUGCUCGAUCUCGUUGUUGAGAUAGUUGCAUGAACAAGUCACUUUUAAUCGACUGAAAUGUGGAGACUGAAGUAUUCAAGAAGUUUUAAUAUAAAUAGUGAAUAAUAAGAUUAAUAAUGUAUUAUCGCAUUUAUUUGAUUGUGUUCACUAAUGUUCAAGACUUAAACAUUUAUGUUCCUGAACCAGACAAAAGUUUUGUACUAUAAAUUGGAAAUACAGCAAAAAAUAUUGUUCGAAAAGUGCCAGUAAAAUAUGUUUUGGAACAUUCUUUCUAUGUUUUGUAGUACAGAUAAGUAAGAGUGGCAAUAAUAGAAGUUUGGUAAAUGUUAUGGAAUGAAUUUGGCAGGCAUUAUAACGAAGUUAGCCAGCUGCAAAACGUAUCGCUGCAGAAAUUUAGAAGCAAAUAUACAUUGUAACUUAUGAAAAUUAAAUAUUGUGAAAACAGAAAUAAAAUGCACGUUUCUUUCACAAAUUUAUUGAAAACCGUCGUGUUUUGCACGAUCGUCAAGGCUAUUGUAAUCGUUUGGCAAAUAUACAUCAGCAAGUUUGCAAAAAACUGCUCUUCCCUUAGGUAUAUAAAACGUCCUAUUAUUUUAUUUAAAAAAAAAUUACGCAGCUAUGUGAACUACAGGGUCAAGAGUACGUCAAUCUUCACACUUUAGAAUUAAAUUCAACCAUAGUAUACCUCGUACGAUAAGAAGUCCUAAGAUGCAAGCAUGAUGUGCUCUUGACUGUAGCAAAAAAGCAAAGUGUCGGAAUUUACGCAACUGAAUUUUAGUAAGUGUAGCGGAAGACUGUUCUCGAAAUGUUACAAAAUUACAAAAAUCUAUUUUUGUAUACUUAUAUUAUCAUCGCAGAUAUUAAAGUGGUUUCCCACCGGUGAGCCGAGACGAGGAUUGAAAUUUGUAUGACAAAAUUUCAAUUCUCGCCCAAACUAUCUUCGGUGGAAAUGAUCUGGAUUGACGAAGAUGGGCGAGGCGAGAAUUGAAAUAUUUGUUGAUGUAAUAUUAACCGUAUCGCUGCCUACAUAGACUAUUAUACUCUGCCACGGAAACACGAUUGCUCGCGAGCUCGCAAUAGCUAUUAUUAAUAGAUAUUAAUCGCGAGAUUGUAGGUCGUAUGAUUUACGAUUUAAAAAAGAUGGUUUCAUAUGAUGCUUCUUAUUUAUCGCUAGAUGAAUUGAACAGUACUGAAUCUUCACUAUCCACAAUCACAGCGCAAGAUCGCGAUGACUCGCGCGAGCUAUAAUGGCAAUUUUUGGUGGAAAUAAGCCGGCGAGAUUUCUAUUCUCGCAUCGCCUCGUCUCGUCGCGACUCGUCGGUGGAAAACUAUCGUUAAUGUUUAGAGCUAGAGAAUUAAUUUCUUACGUAGCAAUUAUUCCAGUGUAAUUGGGUCCUUCUUGUUGGUCGCACGUGACGACUGUUGGACGUACAUAAUAUUAUAGGGGGAACAUUGCAGUACAAAAAAGUAUUGUUGCUUUAAUUUUGACAGUAGGUAUUUGACGUAUAUGUACAUAUCGGCAUCGUUAUCGGGAAAAUUUGUUUUUUUUACUUGAUAUACAUAUACAAGAAUAUUUACAUGGCAUUAAAUAUGGAAAUAGUAUAUGUACAUAGAAGAAAGAAUAAAAAAAUAAAAUGUUUGCCUUUAAUUCAUCGAGGUAAAGGUAGAAAAUGUCUUAACUAAAAAAUUGUUUGUAAAUUUCGUAAUAAAUAGUGUUAAAGGUAGAAGCGAGAGACGAUAUAAACUGUGGUAAGACAUACGCCAGUCACGGAUUUCGGGAUACAACAUUGUGUAGGUAUCUGAUUAUCGCUCAAAGGCACCCACCCCUUCAGUUCAAAUCUUUCUUUUAUCUUUUUAUCGAGUUGGUUGUUGCGAUUGUUACUCAUAGGAAAUUAAACUAUUUUUUCGGAUCGAAAUCGGUAAAUACAGGUUCCACAGGUGACUCGUCUACCUAGGCAAUUUAGAUUCGAAAAAAUAGUUUCAUUUCGACAGUUUAUGUAUUAAUUUAGAAAUCUUAUCGUAUAUACCAUAGGUCCCCAAAGUUUUUGGCUCACCGCCCAUUUAGGCAAGAUAAAAACAAUUUCAACGCCCACCAUGCGUAUCCUCUGGACAGCAUCACCGAGGCCACUACCGCCCCCCUAGGACACUUCAGCGCCCACUGGGUAGGGACCACUUUGGGAAACUAUGGUAUAUACCAUUUAUAUUUUCCUACAAAGACAAUUACCGGCUUCAACAAUUUUGAAACCUAGCCGCUAUGGCUGCGGUCGCUCGCGUCUAUUCUUUUAAUGGAAAAUGGCACUAAGGCUGGGUUCAGAUGGACGCACAUCUGUCGCGCGUCGUCGCGUUUUGGAACGUUUAGGCUUUAAAUGAAAGAUAACGCGCGGUGCAAAAGCAAAGUGUCUAACACGCCUAGUCGCGACGAAAUCGCGUGAUCAUCUGAACGCAGGUACCUACACUGUCAGGAUAUUUACACACGGCAGCGUAACAACAGCGGCACCACUGACGCUGCGACGCCGCGGUUGUAAUCGCUGUUACAUUUGUAUACACACUUUCAUACACACAUCGCGGCGGCGCGGCGGGGUUAUUUGAUACGGCGGCGGCGAGGGUUGCCUCAAUUCUCUAAUAAUGUAAUGACGCCGUAUGGGCUGCAUUUGCAUCCGGCGCUGCGAUAUGACACCGUAACUCUUGCGGCGCCGCAGCAGCUAAAAACGCCACCGCCACCAUGUGUAAUCAGCCUUAGUGUCUAUAAUUCUAAACACGUAGUAACGCGGUAAAGAACGUUUUGAAUUAUUUUUUCUGAACGCGCGAUUUGAUAACGUGCGUUACAUUUUUGUCAUCUGAACCUUUUAGCCUAACUAAAUCGAAAAUUACUUAACAGCUGUAAAGUGACGUUGUAAAAAAUUUACAUUAAGUUAAAAUUUAGUCAAUUAAAUACUUCGUCACUAAACACGUGCAACCCAGCCAUGACCUGCAAUGUCAAACAUUUUCUAGAGUCAGUUUUUGUUAAUUAAUUACAGUUUUGACAUUCGAGUUAAGCGGUUACGGCCUUUUAGUUACGUUGGACAAAUAAUAAGAUGUUAUUCUAAUGUAAAUUCGUAAUCCUCAAACGUCAAACGACGUUGAUAAUCAACUACACGUACCCGUUACAUACAUUAUUAUGUAA
Hyposmocoma kahamanoa is the source of this 4228-nucleotide messenger RNA. RefSeq names its product zinc transporter ZIP1-like. Gene Ontology annotation, molecular function: zinc ion transmembrane transporter activity. NCBI's taxonomy places the organism in Eukaryota, Metazoa, Arthropoda, Insecta, Lepidoptera, Cosmopterigidae. Gene Ontology annotation, cellular component: plasma membrane. Gene Ontology annotation, biological process: zinc ion transmembrane transport. The transcript is spliced from 5 exons. Bases 88 to 1098 code for a protein of 336 amino acids. The record is from RefSeq and is a predicted model, not a curated record.